Messenger RNA from Bombyx mori (domestic silkworm), 2715 nucleotides. RefSeq lists its product as uncharacterized. Gene Ontology annotation, cellular component: cytoplasmic microtubule. The coding region runs from base 1349 to 2311 and encodes 320 amino acids. The transcript has 5 exons. The record is from RefSeq and is a predicted model, not a curated record. NCBI's taxonomy places the organism in Eukaryota, Metazoa, Arthropoda, Insecta, Lepidoptera, Bombycidae.
AGUGUUUCUUCGGGUUUAAAUGCGUAAUAACCAUGGUUUAUCAACUGUUUGGUGACUGUGAAAGUGCACAAUUCUGGAGAAAUGAAACAAAGCCGCUGGACGUAGCUUCUCGGGAUCCUCCAAAAAGUCCACUGAAAAAGUCUCAGUAAAUGAUCACCAUUUUACUGAGAUUAUAUUUCAUCACAUAUCAUCUCAUUUGUAAAUUUGUAUUCGUUUUUAAUCAUUUAUGUUAUAUCGCGAUUAGUUUCCGUCGUUUUUUAUUAUUCAUAAACUGUAAAUAAUUAUAUAUUAAUAAUAGCAUCUGGUCCGAUAAAAAUAUCUCCAUAAAAACCAAGCGUAAACUUGUAACAAGUCUUGUGUUUUCUAUUUUCUUAUAUGGGGCGGAGACAUGGACUCUGAAGAAGGCUGAUCGAAGUCGGAUCGACGCGUUAGAGAUGUGGUGCUGGAGGAAAAUGCUGCGGAUUCCCUGGACGGCGCAUCGGACAAACGCAUCAAUCCUGGAAGAACUAGGCGUCUCCUUAAGACUCUCCACCAUUUGCCUACGUAGGAUUUUAGAGUUUUUCGGUCACGUUCCGAGGAAAAAGGGUGACAAUCUCUAAAGACUUCUCAUAACCGGCAAAGUGGAAGGAAAGAGGCCUAGGGGGCGUAGUCCUAUGCGCUGGUCCGAUCAGAUUAAGACGACUUUGGAAUCCAGCAUCAAUGUCGCUAUCCACUGCGCGGAGGACAGAAGUGAAUGGAGGAACAUAGUCCUGACAAAAGUGCUCAGUAAAGGUCACGACCCUCAGAACUGAGGAAUACGACGCACGGAGGAGGAGGUAAAUAAUUAAAGCGACUAAUUAUAAAAAUCUUAUUCCUUGACGCCGGCUAAUGCACAAACCGUGCCGGAGCCAAAAAAUAAAGAAGAAGAAGAUGAAUUAAUAUACUCCACACUAGUCCAGUCACACAUCCAUGGCAAAAUUUGCAUUUCUGCUGCAUGCAAUCGCCUUUCAUCCUCACAUUAAAUUUCUCAAUUUAAUGGUAAACACGCCAUAAAUAAUUUCAUCGAACCUCGUUAAUUUUUGUGUCAAAGAGUAUAAAAUAUAAUCACUACGUUUUAUUUUGUGUAAACAAGAACAAAACCAGCCGGAAACAAAGAUGCGACCAUAAACAAUAUUUUAACAUUUUGACAACGACAGCUGUUUGAAAAUAGUGACAAAAACUGGACGUAAAAUUGAAAUUCAUUUCACAUUUUAUUAAAACUAAGUGUAUGAUAAUGAACGUUGUAUAUUUAUAAAAGUGUUGAAUUUGUUGGUAUCUAAAUAAUGAGUGUGUGUUUAAAAAGAAAUUCAGUUGUAGUUUGACAAUCAACAUGUAUACUUUGAAGGGUAUAUUCCCCGAGCCGAAGAAAGAUCAAAAAAAGAACUUCAUCAAAGAAAAUAUGAAGCAGCUGAAAUACAUUCAGAAACAAUCACCAAAGGAGACUUCUAAGAGUCUUCGAACUCAAGAUAUGACCAACUCUGCUACCGGUAGCACAAUUGGUCAAGUAAAAUCCUCACCAUCAAACAAAAGUGCCAAAAUCAGCUUAAACAUUGGUAAACCUGGUGCUGCAAACAGGAAAAAACUUUCAGACAAUGUACGGAUAAAAAAAGGAGACAUGGCAGAAUUCCUUAAACGCAAAGAACUUAGACAAAUGAAACCUGUAGAUUUACAAAAUGAUGACGAGAACUCCUCAGAAUCAUCUGGACAUCUCCGAGAUGUUGCUUGCCAGACUAUCGAGUCUAAUCUUUCACAAAAACUGACAGAAAGCACAAAAUUAACUGUUCUCUACCCUAAGAAGGAAGAUGAUGGUAAAGUGAAAGCAUGUGGCGAUACUGGUCUUCAUCGAAGUCCUCCGCCAUCACAGACUCCACGUAAAGGUGGAGAUGAAAAUAUAGAAAUAGAUAGGAACAGAAGUCGUCUUAAUGCUAUAUUGGAAAGGAAGGACAGUAAAGAUCCUUACUUGCCUUCAGGCUACCAAAAAGGAGUUUUACCAAAAUAUCUCCGAGAACGGAAGGAGCAGACACAAAAAGAUUCUGAAGUAGUCAGUGAUAGUGACAAUAUUCAGUGUCCACCUGGACAUGUCACCUUACCUGAUAAUGAGAGAAAGGAAACACUUCGGAUGCUACGAAAUAGUUUUGCGGAACUUGUCAAUGAUUUAAACAAAUUGCCGGUCAAGACUGACACUCUCAAGAUGCGCAACAAAAAGAUGGAAUUAGAGAAACAACUGGCAAAAUUAGAAGAGGGUAUAAAAGUUUUUUCACGACCAAAAGUUUUUGUCAAAAUUGGUGAAUAAUACGACAGGGUUGUUGUUGAUCUCCUAAGAAGCGUUUGGAAUUAAAUAAAAUCUUAGUUUGUGAACACAAACAAUAUUUUGAAUAACUAAUAUAAAAAAUUAUAUUAAUCAAGAAGAUUCAAACUAAUUCUUUUAGUGUUCAUUAUUCUGAUUAAUAAAUGUCACUAUAAUUUCAAAAUGUCUUAAAAUUUGUUGAAAUUUAAUGUUUUCAAAUAGUCAUUUUCACAUGGGUAUUUUAGAAUAAAUUAACUGUUUUUUCGAACAAGUUAUCCGUCCAUAAAUUGUAUGUAAAAAAAUACUUAAUUGAUCUCAAUCUGUAAGUUAAUUUCCUUUAUAAUGUUAGUCUCACAAUAAUUGUUAGUUACUUGUUGUAUUUUUGAAAAUAUAUAUGAAACCUCUUUGUA